CUGCUCAUAUCAAGCGCGAAUUCGACAAGAAAUAUGGCCCAACUUGGCAUUGUGUUGUUGGCCGAAACUUUGGAAGCUUUGUGACCCACGAGUCCAAACACUUCAUCUACUUUUAUCAUGGCCAGAUUGCAGUUCUCCUGUUCAAAUCAGCAUAAUAUCAAUCAAUUGUAAUGGCAGUAGUUAAAAUCAAUAAAAAAGUUGAUGAUUGAAGAUCAAGGCUGUUUUGCUAUGAUUUUAAUUAUAAUUUUUUUUUUUCAAUGCAGUAAUUUUUUUUUAAAAGCCAACACUGUAAUUAUCCAAGUUUCAAAACGCUUUCCUUCGUUUUCUCCCCCUCAGCUUAUCUUCACAAUCAGCAAAAUGGAGCUGCUAAUGCUAGUAUUGGCAUCGGCCCAAGCCAUACUACAAGUUAUUCUCGUUGUUCUGUUCGGCUACGGUUUAGCUAAGGCUGGUUUCUUUCCAAAGGAAAAUCUGAAGUGGUUGUCAAAUUUGAACAUGAAGUUUUUCACUCCUUGCCUGCUCUUCUCGAAGAUGGCCUCGGUUAUCUCUCUAGAGAUCUUCCUAGCAUUCUGGCCCAUUCCUCUGUUCUUUCUCACCUUUGCAGUUUUGUCAUUUAUCACGGCCCAGCUAUGUUCCAGAAUUCUUGGAAUUUCUGAAGCUUAUCGUCGAUUCGUUACCGCUUGCGUCAUGUUUAGCAAUACCAACUCGUUGCCUAUUGCCGUGAUGACAAGUUUGGCCGUAUCUGAAGCUGGGAAAUUGCUUUAUUGGAAAGCCGAUGAUAGCAGAGCCGAUGUGGCUGCCAGAGGAAUCUCAUACAUCUUAUUCUAUGCAAUAUUCGGUAAUAUUAUAAGGUGGAGCUAUGGAUACAAGCUGAUGACCAUUCCACAUGAGGAGGAGCAGCAAGCCAAUGACUCGAUUUUGCCGACUGUCGCCAAGCCAAAAUAUCUACCUUCGGCAACUCAGACCAAUCGAUAUCAUUACGACAGUUUAAGCACGUGCCCACCUUUGUCCAUUUCAAAUACAGAAAUUGGGAACGAGCAAGAGCAUGCCCAGUCAAGACGACGAUCAAACUCAUCAACUUCAGAACUCAGCUCGAUAGACCGAACUCUAACUGCCGAAGAAAGUGAUCAUUACAGACUUUUGACAGAAAACGCAAGUACCGUCACCUUGGCGCCAAGCGAUGACAAUAAUGAAGACAACCAUCGCAUUCACAACAAACAUCGUGGCGAGCUUGAGCACCCUGUUCAACCACCUACGUAUAACGAAAAUUCGCCCUUGCUUUCUUUUCCGUCUCUACCCGCCGAAUAUGUGGAAGAACAUGAAACCGUCUGUCCACUUGCUCGAUAUCCUGGCGGCAAACGAAUUCUCACUGUCUAUGCUCGACUUACUAAAUAUAUGACUCCUCCGCUUUGGGCGGCGUUGGCUGCUUUAUUUGUUGGCCUUACUCCUCUCAAGCCCAUCCUAUUUGACAAACACCGCUUUCUAUAUCCAUCUUUCACCAAAGCCAUUGAAUCAUGUGGUUCAGUUGCUGUUCCCAUCAUUCUCGUAUGUCUAGGCGCCCAACUUGCCUCGUUCAGUAUACAUCACCGUUGCUCGUCUGACGAUAUGAAGAAACCCAUUGCAGCAGCCGUCACCAUUCGCAUGCUGAUCAUGCCGCUCUUCGUCAUUCCAUUAACAACGCUUUUUAUCGCCUAUGGAGAAGGAAUCAGUAGUUUGGCAAGCGAUCCUGUGUUUGCAGUAGCCAUGAUUAUGAUCGGAUGUGCACCUACCGCCAUCAAUCUAGUGCAGAUGACUCAAGUAUACCCCAAUUUCUUUGAAGAAGAAAUGCUUCGUGUCCUAUUUUGGAGUUACGGCGUUAUCUGCACACCUAUGAUGACAGUUGUUGUACUGCUGGCUUUAGAAGUGGUUCAGAAAGUAACGUAAUGUAAAGGAUUGGCCUCUCGAUAACAAGAUACAUACAUCCUAGCAGUUUCAAGUCCCUGGUCACUUCAAAUCUUA
Messenger RNA from Umbelopsis ramanniana AG, 1995 nucleotides. RefSeq lists its product as uncharacterized. Gene Ontology annotation, biological process: transmembrane transport. Bases 202 to 1920 code for a protein of 572 amino acids. The record is from RefSeq and is a predicted model, not a curated record. Gene Ontology annotation, cellular component: membrane; endoplasmic reticulum. The transcript has 6 exons. NCBI's taxonomy places the organism in Eukaryota, Fungi, Mucoromycota, Umbelopsidomycetes, Umbelopsidales, Umbelopsidaceae.